UUUGUAACCUGCAGUGAAACAUUUCCGGCUGUAAUGCAGGAAUCUGAAGUAACGCCACCUGAACCGAGACUUUGACACGUUGAGCCGAGGAGGAAACAGGCCAUUUCCCACCCAAAGUUAAACUGCUUCCAUGUCUGUGACCUCCUCCUCCUCCAGCAGCCCGCUGAACAAAGUCACCGGUGGGCGGGACCACGGCGCUCAGUUUUCAGCCCUCUCCUAGUGUCACUGCGAUGAUCUCGGCCUCCCAUUGGCUCCUGUCUGCGCACACGUCACAAUCAUGAUUAGAAUUGAUGAUCGGACGUUCUGAUUUCAUUGUCUAGCAAAAGGGGACUGCUGAAGAAAUCUGCUGAAUUUGAACGUUCGUGUGAUUUUGACAUCAAACAUGCCACAUUACUCGACGGUGUGCCAGGUACACUGAGACAAGAUGAGUACGACCAAAAUAGUGCUAACCUAGAAAAUAUGGAGGUUUUGCUGUGAUCUGCAUGGCUGCCCCGUUCCCCUCCAGUAGCAGAAUGGAUGCGUGGCCACAAAGACGUGGCCUGCAGACUAUGAACCUGCGCUCAGUGUUCACAGCUGAACAGCAGAGGAUCCUAGAACGUUACUAUGAUAAUGGGAUGACCAAUCAGAGCAAGGCCUGCUUCCAGUUAAUACUGCAGUGUGCUCAGGAGGCCAAACUGGACUUCAGUGUUGUCCGGACAUGGGUUGGCAACAAAAGACGUAAACUCGCCUCCAAAGUUGACCAGAAUGGAGGCAUGUCUCAUUCCUUAUCUAGCCACGGACUAGCUGCGGGGCUCCUCUCCAAUCACACAUUAGCUGGAGGUGCUCUGUCCAAUCACAGCCUAGCGGCAGGGGCACUGCUUCCUGCUGAUUUAGCUUCACGGAGCAUCCAGAAUCGCGUGCACCUUCUUCCUCCAUCUUCAUCCUUCCCGUCUUUCUCCUCAACAUCUUCAUCCCCUUCGUCUUCCUCUCCCCUCAGCAGUGGAAGCAACAACAACAACAACAAUAACGAUGUAAUACUGACUGGGAUCUAUUCUCUGAACUCUGUCCCUCGCUCCCGACCACGGCCUGCGGCCCCAUCCCAGUCAGACUCUGAGCUCUCUGCACACACAUCCUCAUCCCUGAUCAACCAGGUGCUGCAGAGCAGGAACAGCUCCACCUCCUCACCCGUCCACUCCAAGUUAGUGUCACUCUCUCAGAAUCUCCCAUCCCUCACAUCUGCCUCAGGGCCUUUAGUCUACACUGCAGUCAGGAAGGGCACUUUACCCCUUGGGGAGGGAGGGAUAAGUGUAGGAGCAGGGGUGGUACCUCACAGCUGGACUAGACAGUACGGUACAGCGCAAACUCGCCCUUGGUCCUCUUCCUCACAAUCCCAAGCUCAGCUCCAGCCCAGACCUCACUCCAACCCCCAACCUCAGCCUCCGGCUCCACAAAAGACUCGGGUGUCGUCCGUAGUCCAAAACUCUGGCACCUCCUCUGAACAGACACCUCGUAUUCAGCAGGUCUUCACCUUGUCAGAAAGGGGUGAAAGGGACCGACUUCGACCUGCACAAGCACCUGCUCGGAAAAGCCAGGAGACCCGUCGGCCGGCACCUCACCGUCUGGACACCUUCCAUACCUUCUCUAUUGCCAUGGAAACGGGUGAUGAGGAAGACGAGUGGCAAAGGGAAGAGGAGUUGGCAAAUAUGGCCGCUCAAACACAUAUCCACAAGGAGCAGACCUCACCCAGCCCGACUGGGGCUGAAGUGUGCGUCAUCGGAGGAAGCCACACACCACCUAUGACUAGCUCCAGACCUGCAUUACUUCACAGCAACACAGCUCUUCAGGGCAGCUACUCCCUCACAGCACAGACCUCACUUACAGGGGAAUCCAGCUCACAGACUUCAGUUGGUGUGGCUGCUGCCCCGUGGGUUAUCAGCAACUCCAGAAAGAGAACACUGCAGGAUCGGACCCAGUUUAGUGAUGGAGAUCUCAUCCAGCUGAAGCGCUACUGGGACCGAGGCAUGACCAGCCUGGGCUCAGUGUGCAGGGAGAAGAUCACUGCUGCAGCAAACCAACUCAAUGUAGACACUGAAAUAGUCAAGACAUGGAUCAGUAACAGACGGAGGAAGUACCGUCUGAUGGGUAUUGAAAUCCCUCCUCCUAAAGGCGGGCCUGCUGUAUUCUCAACCUCAUCCCCUGGAAACGAAUCUCCGGUGGCCCUCAGCCCCGACGGCGAGCCGCUCAGUACGCCUGAACUUGGAGAUGACUUAAACGAUGGGGGAUCUGUGUGCCUCUCUGAGGAUGGCACCAUCGAUUCACAACACAGAGACGGAGAGGAUGGAACAGAUGUGUCCGCUGCUGCUCCGCUGGCCAACAAUGUGAAAAUCGAAGUAAUUGAUGAGGAUGAAGAAGUUGAUGAUGAUGAAGAUGGUGAUUUAGUAGCUUCGGACCUCGAGCAAAUGCAGAACCUGCUAGAAUUCAAGCAUGAGGAAGUGCAGUUCUUAGAGAACGAGCUAGAGAACCAAAAACAAAAAUACCAGGAACUAGUCAGUUUCACGAAGAGCCUGCUCUACGCUGUGAGGGAUAACGACCUGGAGAAACAGCAGGAACUCAUGGCCAGUCUACCUCAGCCUUCAGACCAGGACUGGGACAUCGCAGUGGACAGAGGAGCCGAGGCUGCUGCUGAGUCAGCAGAUGCAUCUCCCAUCCACGAUUACCCCCAGACAGCCGGUGCGAGGGGCAUCGAUCCUCUGCACGGCCAAGCAAACGAAGAAGUCCCGCUGGUCACCAUAAACGAAGACGAUACAAUAACUGAAGUUACAGAGCCCUCUGCAUCAGAGGAGCAGCUGCUGGAAGCAGCUACUGAACAAGAGUGACUGUCUCAUUGACAUCACCUCGCACACACACACAAGCUCAUACAGAUAUGUUUUCACACUUCCACACAAGAGAGACUGUACGAUUUUCACAUUUACACAAACACUCUGGUAAACUCGUACUCCGCGCCCAGUGCCUGUGGAUUGAUGCUUCACUACGACUGUUGGGCUGACUGAUGCCUUUUUUACUGCAUAUCAUUCGCCUUGCUCUGGUUCACUCCAGAGAGAACAAUAAAGACCUCUAACUUA
Molecule: messenger RNA, 3101 nt
Organism: Acanthochromis polyacanthus (spiny chromis)
Lineage: Eukaryota; Metazoa; Chordata; Actinopteri; Pomacentridae
Gene: hdx
Product: highly divergent homeobox
Exons: 11
Coding region: 483-2855 (790 amino acids)
Biological process (GO): regulation of transcription by RNA polymerase II
Molecular function (GO): DNA-binding transcription factor activity, RNA polymerase II-specific; RNA polymerase II cis-regulatory region sequence-specific DNA binding
Source: RefSeq, a predicted model, not a curated record